Dermochelys coriacea (leatherback sea turtle) is the source of this 4195-nucleotide messenger RNA. RefSeq names its product regulator of G protein signaling 19 (gene RGS19). The record is from RefSeq and is a predicted model, not a curated record. The transcript has 6 exons. Bases 1464 to 2063 code for a protein of 199 amino acids. Lineage: Eukaryota; Metazoa; Chordata; Testudines; Dermochelyidae.
AUUGGUGACAUCAUCAGAGUAGGAGAAGCUCAAGCAUGGCAAUCUCAAAUCAGUUUUCACUUUGCUUUUGUCUUGGGUUAACACUCUGGGUGCAGAACUCUCAGCCGGUGACAGUGUGUGAAGCAUUUCAUUGAAAAAAGGAAACUGAGGUUGCAUUUCUGAUUGUUUUUUUCUUUGUGAGUAACUCUUGUCCAGAAAACCCAAAAGAACACCCUUACUUUGUUUGUAAAGCGGGAACGGCUCCUCCUUGGUUAUACACAGGUAACAAUUUGUAACUCGGCACUCAGAUCAGUAUGGGAUGAAUCAGAAAGUGACGGCUCUUUGCUUAGGCUGAGAACAAACUUCUUUCACUCUUGUUGGUAACCAGUGCUUUAUGUGAAAGGCCUUUGAUUCCUGACUGCGGCUUAGAGUGAUGGAGGGUUAGAAGCAGUAUUGCAGGCCUAGCUGUUAGGCAUGCUGUUUGUGGAAGGGAAAAGUGAUGUAUAUGUAAUGUAUGAGGUAUGUUCGGGCUGAAAAUUUGGCUCUUACGAGUUACCCUGGCUUGUUACUGGGAAAGUGGCCAUGGAACUACCAGAGACCUGUGCGGAUCAUUCAAUAAUGCCCAUUCUAGGAGAGGAAAAUCAGCAUAUCAUUAACCGUAUUAAUACUGGUGCAUCCUGAGCAGCUGUUUUGCUGUAGUAAAUAAAUUUAACCAGCAGGAAUGCCAGGACAUUCCAGGUAUUUCCAGCAAGCACUAAACUUGUGCGUCUGUGGGUCAGAUCAGGUGGGGGCAGCUUCUUGGUUUCCAGUUGUUGAGGUAGUUGAGCUCUCAGGCAUAACGCCUUACUUUUAGCUUAAUGGCGGAAACUCUUGGGAAGUUGCUUGUGCUCACAGGAUGUUGUUAUCUCAGAGUAUCUGUCUUUGUUGCUAUGCCCAUAGCUGGCUAUGCAGUGACAGUCUGUAUUGUACAUGGGAGCACAAACUACAGCCUUCCGAGGCGCUUGAAGUGGGAAGAAAAGAUGAUUGUGAAGUAAGUGGAGUAAGUUUUGCACCAUUCCUGUCCUUGAUUUUGAUCAGCGCUGUUUUUUUUUUUUAAACAUCAUCCUUCCUAGGAAAAGCGAAAACUCGGGCAGUAAUUAUGUCGGAGUAUAUACUUUCCAGUCCUCAGUAAAACAUUUGUCUAGUAAAUGUGUGAAACACAAGCUCUGAGUUUCCUGCACCACGUCAACACAGAUGGGAGCGAUCCGGGGAAGGGCCUGUCAGCUUUCACUCAGCACAGGAAGGCACACCGGAGAGGAGAACUCAUUGAUGGUGCUUUCCCAAAAAAGAUCUGCACGUCUGUUUAAAUGCUUCACGUAAACUGAGAUGCUGUAUCAAGAACUAUAGCUGGGUUGCUGCUGGAGGGGCGCGCAGAAUGGCUAGAUUGAAGGUUUCCAUCCACAGAACAGUACACGGGACCUGAGUCCGCAGAGAGACCACUUUCGAUGUCCCGGCAUGAGACCUCUCCGACGACGGUGCAACCGGCUGGCGACGACCGCCCCAAUGCCUGCUGCUUCUGCUGGUGCUGCUGCUGCAGCUGCUCAUGGAACGAAGAUCGGGAGCGAGCAUGGCGGGCGUCCCGAGACACCAAACUGGAGACCAUUCCAAACUGUGAAGCUUGCCUCAAGCCAACUCCCGACGAAGUGCAGGGCUGGGCCCAGUCGUUCGACAAGCUGAUGAAGAACCCAGCGGGCAGGAACGUGUUCCGGGAAUUCUUACGGACUGAGUACAGCGAGGAGAACAUGCUCUUUUGGUUAGCAUGUGAGGAACUCAAAAACGAGUGCAACAAGCACACCAUUGACGAGAAGGCCAGGAUGAUCUAUGAGGACUACAUCUCCAUCCUCUCGCCCAAGGAGGUGAGCCUGGAUUCCCGGGUGCGCGAAGUCAUCAACAAGAAGAUGCAGGAGCCCUCGACGCACACCUUCGACGACGCACAGCUACAGAUCUACACCCUCAUGCACAGAGACUCCUAUCCCCGCUUCCUGAACUCUGCCAUAUAUAAGGCGCUGCUGCAGAGCAUCUCGCGGUCGUCCUCGGAGUCCUAAGCGCCUGCCAGCCUCAGCCCAUGGCAAUGCCACAAACACUUCUUUUUGUACACCGGUGUCGGGGGUGAUCCCUGAGCUCUGGCUCUGUCUGGGGCAGGUGGGGAGGCCUCUGGGGCCAGGGGCUGGAGCUCCUGCUCCGCUCACACCCCCUCACCAUCCACCUCCACUUUUUAGCUUUAGCAAUGAGCGUCAGCCAGGUUCCCCGGCCACUGGAAAACACUGUCACCUCUCAGCCCUGAACCAUGUCCCCCGUGCUGCUCCCCUACCGCCGCCGGUGCCCCCUGUGGGCGCUGCUGAAUCGGACCGGGCUGGCGCUGCCGUUCAGUUGUCAAACUCAGGCCUCACUUACUACUGAAUCCCCGUUGCUGUCGGGAGCAAGUGGGGGGGAAGGGGAUUGCUGGGGGGAAGGGGAACCCCAAGUGGCUGGACUCUGCUCCCCCCCGCCCCUGCUUUUGAAGAGGUCACUUUAUCCCCUCCCUGCUGCGCCCAGGGUCACGGCCGGGUCCUGUGUCUCGGUCUCCCAGCAGUCUUUUUGACGUUUUUAUUUUAAAUGCUUUUUGUUGGCUUAACGGGGGGCGGAUUUCACAAAGCUCGCCCUCCGUGUAAACACAGCCCAGGGUCAGGGUUACAUUGCCCUGCCUGUUAAACAGCUCAAGGGUUCGACCUGUGGCAGGGGCCAGGCCCAGUGCCCUGCCCUCGAUUUCCAGCCAUUCAAUAUUAGCACCUGAAUCAGCCUGCAGGAACCAGAGCUGGCAGCCUCCUUUCAGCACGCUGGGCAGGGAAUGUCCUGAGAGGGAGCAGGAGCUCUGAGCUCUGCGCCCGUCCUGGUCUCCCUCCUCCCUGUCGUCCCCCCAACCUAGUCCUCUUCAUGACUUGUUCCUGGGUAGGGUGACCAGACAGCACGUGUGAAAAAUCGGGACGGGGGCGGGGGGGGUCAUAGGAGCCUAAUAAGAAAAAGACCCUAAAAUCGGGACUAUGCUUAUAAAAUCGGGACAUCUGGUCACCCUAUUCCUGAGGCUGCCUCCAGGCCCUGAGAGCAGAGCAGGCCACCUGGCCCCUGCCCCGCCAAGCCACCUCCUGAGGUCGCAACCCAACGCGGUGGUUCCCAGCCAGCGGGGGCGCCUCGUCUUCAGCCCCCGCUGGAAACCAGGACUCGCUUGCCUGUGGGCCAGGGCUCAGGGAAGCUUGGGAGCCUGGGGAAAUGGCCUGGUGGAAUGUCGGCUCGGUCUUUGCAAGACAAAAUGUCCGAGGUUUGAAGUUUUCUGGAAAUUUUAAAAUGUUAAUUUUUUUCCCCUCCAUUCAGAACAAACUUUUUUUUUUUAAUUUUGUAUUUUCCCAGGGCACGGGAAUUGCAGGGGCCGAGUGGCUCUAUUGGGGAUACGGAAAAUGAUGUGGGGAAGCCCCACCCCUUUUCCUCCCAUCCCCCAGGGGCCUGGGCUCAAGCUACAGGAGGAGAACAGUGCACUGCAGAGGGAGAGUGGGGGUAAAGGAGAUGAGAAGUGGACAGGAGGGAGCUGAGAUGUCCUAGCCCCAAAGAAGCCAGCACGGCUUACUAGAACUAGGUUCAACUGGUUUCUCCUUUGGGCUUGGAUCUCUUCUCCUCCCCGCCUCCUGGCUCUGCGUGGCCCCUCUGUUUCCAGCUCAGAGGGCCUGAGGCAGGCGAGGGGGAAAGGGGAAGAGAAAUGCAGCGCUGUGUAGACACACAGACAGCUCCCUCAGGACACUGGACAAGCCGGGCCUGGGGCACAUGCACUGACCUUGCCAGCAGAGGCUGUGGGUGUUUGGGGCAGUGGCCAGAGAACAGCUUUGUGUCCCUGGGCCCAAAAGAGCCUGUCUGGGGGAUGCUGUUGUCUCCUCCAUACGCUCCUUCAAGGCUGGCCCUAGAGUUCCAGGCUGUCUCCAGGGCACGCGGUACUGAGCUCGGGCGACAGGGGUGAACAAUGGGUAAACAAGAGGGAAGGAGACCACUGUGCCCUGGAGACCCAGCCGGAAGAGCUCGGGUGCCAUCUCAGCUGUGGCCCAUAGCGUGAUCAUGGAAGACAUAGAGGGAAACAUCAGCUGGGGGGUGGGGAUCAGGCAGCAGCCCCCUGUUCCAGCAUCAUCCCAGCUCUCCACUGGUCAGGGCCAGGUAU